Messenger RNA from Capsaspora owczarzaki ATCC 30864, 678 nucleotides. RefSeq lists its product as hypothetical. Gene Ontology annotation, biological process: regulation of DNA-templated transcription. The record is from RefSeq and is a predicted model, not a curated record. The transcript has a single exon. Lineage: Eukaryota; Filasterea; Ministeriida; Capsasporidae. The coding region runs from base 193 to 678 and encodes 161 amino acids. Gene Ontology annotation, molecular function: DNA-binding transcription factor activity.
GAGGACGACGAGGAAGAGCUGCUGGACAACGACGACGACGACGACGCUUCGCCGCUGGCAACGCCGUGGGACGCCUGCUUUAGUCCCGAGGACUUUGACCAGCUGGCCUCAGUCAUCACAGCGAGCGAGCUCUUUGACUUUGGCGCUCAAGAAGAUGCAGCCAAGGUGCCCCUCCCCCAAGCGACUGGUGCCAUGACAAGCGUCAAGCCGCUCGAGAAUGGUGCCGCUGCAAAGCUCCGCACUUCUGCCAAACAGUCGCUGAAACAGUCGCUGCCAGCAGGAUCAAAGGUGCCCGUCGUGGCAACCUCUGGCCUCAACCUGCGCCAUGGCAUGUCGUCGUCCGCCUCGGUCUUGGCGCUGCUGCGGUCGCAUGUCAGCGAUCGCGCAGCGGCAGCCCAGCUCGACAAGCUGACGCCCGGCGACUUGGAGAACAUGGGCACUCGCGAGCGCAACCAGCUGUACAAGCAGCUGCGCUUGUCCGCGGACGUGCUUGCCCAGGUCAAGGGCAUGCGUCGGCGCGUCAAGAACUGCCAGGCCGCCAACACCCUGCGGCGAAGACGCGACACCGAGAUGCAGGCGCUCCACGAACGGGUCCGGCUUUUGGAGCAAGAGAAUGCCUUGCUGCGCGCUCAGCUUGCCUCGCAGCCUGCCCGUGCCAAUCUUGCAUUGUCUGCAUGA